Messenger RNA from Sitodiplosis mosellana (orange wheat blossom midge), 993 nucleotides. RefSeq lists its product as uncharacterized. The transcript is spliced from 5 exons. Lineage: Eukaryota; Metazoa; Arthropoda; Insecta; Diptera; Cecidomyiidae. The record is from RefSeq and is a predicted model, not a curated record. Bases 129 to 872 code for a protein of 247 amino acids.
CCCUUUGAAGUGAAUACUUGAGCUCGUGCUGUCAUUCACGUUUGACGUACUGUUUUUCAUUUGUGACUGUCACUUAACCCAAAAAUUUCAUCAUCGUUUUUACGUUCGACGACAAACACUGUACGAAAAUGCUACGAAGAUUAAUAUCACAUAGGAUAUGCACGCCAAUUACUAUCGAAUGUCGUCGAAUUAGCUACGAUCCAUCAGCAAUUGUCUCCAUGAUGGGAAAUAUGUUUAAAAUGGGCAAAACCCCUGAAGUAUCGGAGGAGUUGCAUGCAAUCCAAACAGGGGCGUCGCGUGUCUGGGAUUUAGGAAAUCCAAAAAGUAAAUACGUUUGCAUCGGAGGUAUGGGACCCAUUAAUUUAGGUGAUAAUGUCAAGGUGUCUCAGCUGAUUGAUUUCAAGAAUACAGAAUUUAAUAAAUUGCACAUUGAGCUACUUGACUGUCCGACAUUGUUAGCCACUAAACUAAUUAGCACGUUUCCAAAUUUAAAACUUCGGAAAGAAAACCUGCGUAUCAUCAAAUUAUCUUACCAUAAGUAUAACGACCAAAAUAAAGGGCAACUGGAUUGCCUUAUUGUUGCCAAUCAUCUGUGUAAGAAACUGAAUGAAGAGGGUGAUUUUGGAUUUUAUUCCGGUGCUGCAAUUAAGAAUGCCACCAACGGCAUAUUCUUCUACAAUAAUAAAUUUUUUAAGACCAACAACAAUGAGAUUCAUGCGACAGUCAAUUCGAAAAAAGGGUAUUUGCAUAUCGAUAAUUUAGCGGCCGACGAUGUGGGCAUCGUUUAUACGGAUGGUGAUUUCGACCUCAAGCAGCUGCGCAUUUGGAUCGAAUCCAUUGAGCCCAGAGUAGAAGAAUACAUUGAUGACUAGUGAUUUCUCUGUUGUUAAUCCAAAUUGUAUUGUAUUUAAUUAAAUAUUCUUUGUAGUUAAGGCAACCGAAAUAUCACUCAAUUGAAUAAAAUUCAAUGCGAUUUUUUUUUGUUAAAUUCAA